AGUGCUAGACGUCGAACUGUGCACACGUAUUUAACGUACCUAUACUGCAUUAUCGUUUAACGUUGUAGCGGCAGGCUGUGAAUUCAAAUGAAACUCAAAUAAAUAUGUCCAUUUUUUCAAAUACUUAACAUAAAUGUAGUGUGGCUGUGGUGUCAAUUAAUAAGUUUAUCGCUAAAUAUCCAUUCAUCUGUUAAAUCCAGAUUUACCUGGGGCUUAUCUUAAGGCAAGUUUAUCGGCGCCGUUAUCGGUUUUAACCCGUAACAAGGACGUGUACUAUAUUUAUUAAAAUGCCGGUCGAUUGUCCAAAAUGCAACCGGAAAAUUUUGUAUGAUGAAGAUAUUCGUUGUGGGAAAUGCAAAUUACCAUUUCAUCUCUCCUGUGUAGCGUUAACCAAUUCAACAGUGGACAAUUGGAUCUGCGAAUUAUGCACCACAAUGGAAAUAACCCAGCCAAAUACAAACAGUAACUUUGUACUGUCUGAAUUUCAUUUUAACUCCCUACUCCUACAGCUGUCUUCACUAACAGCCAAAAUGGAUGAGAAUAAUGCAUUACUUCAAAAACAAAGUGACCAAAUUAGUAAAUGUGCUAGUGAAAUUGUCUCCCUGAAGCAUGAAAAUACCCAGCUCAAAGAACGUUUAUCAAUACUCGAAACUCAGUCAAUCCAACAGCCUCCAACUGGGGAAUUAAUGUAUGAGCUCCGAGAUAGGAUUAAACGAGAAAAAAAUGUUGUUAUUUAUAAUCUCAAAGAAGCGGAUAAUUCAGACCCUACUCAAACCGAUUAUGCUGUGGUGAUAAACCUACUCAAGACUAUAAUUUCCAUUACUGAAAAUGAGGUCGCGUCGGUUAUGCGAUUAGGGCAAACUAAAAACCCUACGAGACCUAGACCCAUUAAAGUGACGCUCUCCAUGCCGGAAGUCGCCAUCAAUAUCCUAAGAAACAAAUAUAUUCUCCAAUCUUCAUCGUACCGUGACGUGAAAAUUCGAUCGGACUUAACAAAGCAACAAACAACGCACUUAAGGCAACUGAAUGAACAAUUAAGACAACGAAAACUGAAAGGAGAAACCAACAUCACAAUUAAAUACAAGAAUGGCGAACCUACUAUAGUGUCAUCUGAAGAAUCAAACAAACGAGGAAGAGAAGAAUUGAUUAGUCCCGCACGCCCAUUCAAAGCGGCAAGGUCUACAAUACCGAAAUAGCAAUCACAGUUCUUCUCACUAGUGUUUUGGAACUGUCAAGGAUUCUCUAACUUGUUUCAAUUUCUACAGGCCUCAACUUGGACUUAUCAGACAUGGCAUUUGCAUCUACUUUAUUGCAACAUGCUGUAAUUAAUGGAAUGCACAAUAAUGCCACGGAAGAUCACACGGAUUCAGCUGCUGAUGUCGAGGCUGCUGUGCAUGAUA
Photinus pyralis (common eastern firefly) is the source of this 1400-nucleotide messenger RNA. RefSeq lists its product as uncharacterized. The coding region runs from base 288 to 1196 and encodes 302 amino acids. Lineage: Eukaryota; Metazoa; Arthropoda; Insecta; Coleoptera; Lampyridae. The record is from RefSeq and is a predicted model, not a curated record. The transcript is spliced from 2 exons.